AUCGAACAGACCAUUACAAGGUCAUAAUCAUAACCAAGGAGAUCUCCUUGGUAUAUUUUUUUGUCAAAAGCCCUUUACUAGCAGCCUUUUCGUCCGGUCAGAAUUUUUCGUCCGGUCCGAAUCUGUGGACGAUGUGCUGUCCUGGUGCACUACCUUUAUUUCGACAGUGACCUCCAUUUUUCCAUUAUGAUUAGACUUGCAUUUUAAAAGGAACUGGUGGUUGUAUAGAGGGCCUGCAAAGGGGAUGCUAUAUACGCUAUUGAAUUGCGUACAUCCACACGGUGGAAAUUCAGUGAAAGGAUGUGCACGAAACACGUUAUAACGACACUAUGCACAAGGAAAUGAUUACAUGUACUUGAAUGUAAAAUAUGGAGGUUCGCGCGUGUUGGAUAUCCCAAGUUGCCUGUUUAGUUUUGUGUAUCAUGUGUAUGGAGUCAUAUGCGGUUGACAGCUCGAUUCGCUUGCAUGCGGGAUUUUCAGAGAAUGAAGGAUUCGUUCUAGUCAACUUGACAGGUGUAUGGCAAGCCAUCUGUAAAUACGAUCUGGACCCAUUUAAUGUCUUAGUAGCCUGUCGACAAUUGGGAUUUACUGAAGGGUAUGCCCUGAAAUGGGAAGACAGCGAUUAUCAGUACCCCAGCUCAUGGCGCCCUCAAAACGAGUCAAAAGAACGCUUCCCAAUAAGGAGGACCAAGUUUAUAUGUAAUGGGAGCGAACCAUCACUGUCAUCCUGCCAAGUAUCUGACAAAUCUGAUGAUUACUGCUCAAUAUACGGAGGGGUUGCGUGCAGUAGAUAUAUCUGCUGCCGAAUUAACAACGUUACUCGACAGCGUGAGGUAUAGUUACGCUUCGCUUACAUACGAUAUCUCCAAUGGUAUUGCAGAAGGGCUAGUGCUUGUCACAGAGAUCUUCAAAUAUGGCGACCAUGACCAUAAAAUGUUAGUUGGAGGAAUAUGUAAUUUGGACGACCGAGCAGCAAUGUUAGUAUGUAAUAGGUGUGGAUAUCCUAAUGGUGGCAAGCCAGCCGCGUUCCCAUCUCCAGAGAGGACGAUGCCCAUGGUAUUGAAUGAACUUGAUUGUGUUCAUUCAGAUACGCUGUCUAGUUGCAGAAAGGUAUUUUCAUUGGAAGGAAACUGCAGCCAAGCGGGGGUCAUGAAUAACGGCGUCCAGUGUUAUACAUCAUUAAGGCCAUCUGUUAUUGGAGCGUUAUCGUUUGUCGCUCAGGCAUCUAUCAUAAUUGUAGUUGCCGGUAUAUGUGGAAUAUGCUGGGUUCAGCGACACGACAAGAAUCCUCCUGCUGACAGGAGACAAAUCUAUCUCACAGUCAGUGGAAACGAGGUCUAUCCACCUGGCCAAGCAACCUAUCAACCAUCUAGCUGAUUCUAACUGAAUCUGAUGAGAAGAUAAUGUACCUAAUUUGGUAUACUACUAACUCUUCACUUUAUUAGUGCUAUGGAUAUACAACAUACAGUUACUAUUGUACAGAGGAAUCUGAGCUAGUUUUGUGUGAAACCCUCAUAUUGAUCAAGGUUUCAAUCAGAGUCUGAGCCAGACCUGUAGACUAAUAUGCACCGUCUGGUUACCCAACAUCAGUCACUCUCGCGUCAUCAACUCAUCUCAAAACGGUCUCCGAUAAGUUUAUCGCCUCGCAAAUCUUCGGCCCAUUAUAAUAAUUAUUAUCAUUUUUUUUCUCGUGACGCAUGAAACGUAUAAAAAGAUAUCCUGUUUAAAAAAUACACGCAAAAUAUCUCACACAGUGAUGUAUAAUUUCAAGAGUUAUAAAAUUAUUUGGUAAGGGAAAGUUA
Lytechinus variegatus (green sea urchin) is the source of this 1802-nucleotide messenger RNA. RefSeq names its product neurotrypsin-like. The coding region runs from base 703 to 1377 and encodes 224 amino acids. NCBI's taxonomy places the organism in Eukaryota, Metazoa, Echinodermata, Echinoidea, Temnopleuroida, Toxopneustidae. The record is from RefSeq and is a predicted model, not a curated record. Gene Ontology annotation, cellular component: membrane. The transcript has 5 exons.